AUGUCAGAAAAAAAGACCGACGAGAUCCUAACGGUUAACUUGGUGGAGUCUCCAGAGGACUCUGCCACCCACGAUCCAUCGCCCUCGGUGUAUGAGUUCGGUCCGCAAAGGCAUACAUGGAGAGGGAAGCUCUGGGACUCUUUGGACUACGGAAAAGAGGAGAGAUGGCUGUUGUUCAAAUUGGACUCAACCCUGUUGUUUUUGGGCGCUGCUGGAGUCUUUCUGAGAUAUCUUGACCAGAAUAACAUCACCAAUGCUUUCGUCUCUGGUAUGAAAGAGGAAUUGAACAUGUUUGGCAACGAACUCAAUUAUGCUAAUGCGUGCUGGUCUGUGGGCUACAUUAUUGGACAACUGGUUUGCUCAGUGAUUUUGACUAAACUCAAGGCACAUUAUGUGCUUGGUUUUAUUGAGGUGGCAUGGGCGAUCAUCACCUUUGCGACCUCCGCAGUCAAGACCUACAGAGGGUUGUAUGUGGCUCGGUUCUUUCUUGGAUUGAUCGAAGCCGGCCAUUUCCCGGGAAUCAUGUAUAUCACCGCCUCGUGGUAUAAAAAGAGUGAGCUGACAAAGAGAUCUGCAAUCAUUCAGUUUUGUACUGGUGUUGGUCCAAUGUUCAGUGGAUACCUUCAAGCUGCCGCAUAUGACGGUUUGGACGGAGUAAGCGGCCGGUCUGGAUGGAGAUGGCUCUUUAUCGUCGACGGGAUUAUCUCAUUGCCACUGGCACUUCUCACAGUGGUGGGUCUUCCAGAUGUCCCAAGACAACAAUCUGCAAACUGGAUCUUCUCUCAGAGAGAAGUGGAUCUGGCCAAAACACGUAUCCCCCAUGAAGUCAACGUUAAGGUAACUUACACCAAGAAAGAUUUCUUUCGCUGGUUCAGCACAUGGCACAUUUACGGAUUUGGAAUAUUGUUCACUCUCAUGGGAUUGGCCGGCCAGGCAUCCAGUUCGUUGCCUUACUGGUUCAAGUCCUAUAAGGGUGAGUUCACGGUUUCCCAGAUCAAUAUCUACCCAACUCCAAUGUAUGCAAUUCAGGUUGUAUCCACAGUGAUAUACGCUUACCUCUCAGACAACUGGUUAAAUGGUCGUCGUUGGCUGAUCAUUGUUUGGGUAGCCUUAGUAUCGUUCCCAGUGAACCUUGCAUUGGCGCUGCUUCCUGUUCACCCAGCUAAUCGUGCAGGUAGAUGGGCUUUAUACUACCUCUGUGGCUUGACUCCAGGAGCAGCAGCUCAGAUCUGGAGUUGGGUCAACGAACUGCUUGCGGGAGACCCACUCAAACGCGCUUUCGUUUCAACCUUCAUGAACGCCCUUAGUUACUCGUUCCAGGCAUGGUUCCCGAUUGUGUUGUAUCCUACGCAGGAUCAACCCUACGUCAAAAAUGGUCUGCUCGCCUCGACAGUUUUUGCUGCUGUUUUUGGAUUUGUAGCUGUCGCAAUGGCUUACAUUGUCCACCUGCAACAUCCAAGCGGUUUCUUCCAGAUCACCAAUAUUGCGGACGGUGUGGAGCACUAUGGCGACGAAGACGAAGAGAAGGCUCUUUAG
This is a messenger RNA of Kuraishia capsulata CBS 1993, 1536 nucleotides long. RefSeq lists its product as uncharacterized. The transcript has a single exon. NCBI's taxonomy places the organism in Eukaryota, Fungi, Ascomycota, Pichiomycetes, Pichiales, Pichiaceae. The coding region runs from base 1 to 1536 and encodes 511 amino acids. The record is from RefSeq and is a predicted model, not a curated record. Gene Ontology annotation, molecular function: transmembrane transporter activity. Gene Ontology annotation, biological process: transmembrane transport. Gene Ontology annotation, cellular component: membrane.